AUGGAUCCCAAAGACCGAAAGAAGAUCCAGUUCUCCGUGCCCGCGCCCCCGAGCCAACUUGACCCUCGUCAGGUGGAGAUGAUCCGACGCCGGAGACCAACCCCGGCCAUGCUGUUCCGUGUUUCAGAGCACUCUUCUCCAGAGGAAGAAGCUUCCCCUUAUCAGAGAUCCUCUGGCGAGGGGCACCACCUCAAGACCAAGAGACCCAACCCCUGUGCCUACACUCCCCCUUCUCUGAAAGCUGUCCAGCGCAUUGCUGAAUCACACCUGCAGUCUAUCAGCAACCUGAGUGAGAAUCAGCCUUCUGAUGAAGAGGAAGAAGAAGAAGGUGAGCAGGGAAGCCGAGGUUGUCAGGGAGAGGAAGAGGAGGAAGAAGAGGAGGAGGAGGAAGAGGAGGAAGAUGACUCCAGCCAGGCAGAGGUUGUGAAGGGCAGAAACAAGCCUGCUGUACAACAGACUUCUUGUGGCCAAGGCCUGGAGGGACCAUGGGAGCGGCCACCCCCACUGGAUGAGCCCCAGAAGGAUGGAACCUCUGAAGGCAAAGAAGAAGAAGAAGAAGAGGUUGUGCAGAAUGAACCUGAUGAGGGGACCCAGCAUCCUGGGCCUCCUGCCCCUGGCACAUAGACACCCCUGAAUGCUGUUUCCUCCUGCUACGGACAACCCUGGCCCUCUGAAGAGGGAGGAAGAUGGGGGGAACAGCACUG
Molecule: messenger RNA, 704 nt
Organism: Gracilinanus agilis (Agile Gracile Mouse Opossum)
Lineage: Eukaryota; Metazoa; Chordata; Mammalia; Didelphimorphia; Didelphidae
Gene: PPP1R1B
Product: protein phosphatase 1 regulatory inhibitor subunit 1B
Exons: 7
Coding region: 1-624 (207 amino acids)
Biological process (GO): intracellular signal transduction
Cellular component (GO): cytoplasm
Molecular function (GO): protein phosphatase inhibitor activity
Source: RefSeq, a predicted model, not a curated record